Tetrahymena thermophila SB210 is the source of this 207-nucleotide messenger RNA. RefSeq names its product transmembrane protein, putative. The record is from RefSeq and is a predicted model, not a curated record. NCBI's taxonomy places the organism in Eukaryota, Ciliophora, Oligohymenophorea, Hymenostomatida, Tetrahymenidae. The transcript has 2 exons.
AUGAAUAUCUACUAUUAACUUAUUAUAAAGAAAGUAAAAUUAUUUAUAAGCAAAUUAAGCUUUUUUACUAACCUUAGAAUAAAAUAAAUAAGGUAAUAUAAUAUUUUAGAAGUUUUUAUAAAAAGAAAGAUUUAAUAAACGUUUAUAAUAAUAUUAGGAGUGAUGAGCCACAUUAUAUUUGUUAGAUUCAGACAGCACAGUUUAUGA